Leptinotarsa decemlineata (Colorado potato beetle) is the source of this 5020-nucleotide messenger RNA. RefSeq names its product muscle calcium channel subunit alpha-1-like. The record is from RefSeq and is a predicted model, not a curated record. Lineage: Eukaryota; Metazoa; Arthropoda; Insecta; Coleoptera; Chrysomelidae.
UGAGUUUUCAAAGGAAAGAGAAAAAGCAAAAGCUCGGGGUGAUUUCCACAAACUUCGGGAAAAACAACAACUGGAAGAAGACUUGAGGGGUUAUUUAGAUUGGAUAACUCAAGCUGAAGACAUUGAACCCGAAGGGGAGGACCAUCAGAACCAAGACAAUAGAAAUGUAACCCAAAACGAAAUGGAGUCCACAGACCAUAUAGGAGAGGAAGAAGUCCAACAGGAAUCGUGGAUCAAAAGAAAGAAAAAAGAUUUUGAGAGGGUCAACCGCAGGAUAAGAAGAGUUUGCCGAAAGGCUGUAAAAUCUCAGUCAUUUUACUGGCUCAUCAUUAUUUUAGUAUUCCUGAAUACGGGCGUUUUGGCCACAGAACAUUAUGAGCAGCCACAUUGGCUAGAUGAUUUUCAAGAAUAUACAAAUAUGUUUUUUAUUGCUCUGUUCACGAUGGAAAUGUUGUUAAAGAUGUAUAGUCUAGGUUUUCAAGGAUAUUUUGUAUCGUUGUUUAAUAGAUUCGAUUGUUUUGUUGUUAUUGGAAGUAUCCUCGAAAUGAUUUUAACAAAUACGGAGGUGAUGCCACCUUUGGGAAUAUCUGUGUUACGUUGUGUUAGAUUACUGAGAGUAUUUAAAGUUACUAAGUAUUGGCGAUCGUUAUCGAAUUUAGUUGCUUCAUUGUUGAAUUCUAUACAAUCCAUCGCGUCUCUGUUACUCUUGCUUUUCUUGUUCAUUGUUAUUUUUGCACUCCUCGGAAUGCAAGUGUUUGGUGGAAGAUUCAAUAAGGAGACUGAAGAUAAAACUAGGUCUAAUUUUGAUAGCUUUUGGCAGAGCCUGUUGACUGUAUUUCAGAUACUUACUGGUGAAGACUGGAACGCAGUUAUGUAUGAGGGUAUAGCAGCUUACGGUGGAGUUGAAUCAAUCGGUGUACUUUCUUGUAUAUAUUUCAUCAUUCUCUUCAUCUGUGGUAACUAUAUACUACUGAAUGUGUUCUUGGCUAUCGCUGUCGAUAACCUAGCAGAUGCUGAAUCUCUAACGGCCAUUGAAAAAGAGGAGGAAGAAGGUGAAAGAAAGUCGAAAAGCCCCACUCUUCAAGAGGAGGAAGUAGGGGAGGAAGAACAUAGCAUUGAGGAAGAAGAAACUGACGAUGGUCAGUACUCGGAAAGAUCAGGGCAUGAUGACGAAGUGGAAUCACAGACAAAAAUAGUAAUGGAAGGCGAAUUCGAUGAGGAACAGUUGGAGGAGGAAGAUCUAGAUCUUGAAAUUGAUGAUGAUGAAGUGGAGGUUGUAGCUAAAGAUUCUGCCAGACCUCGUCGGUUGUCAGAGGUUACCCUAGUAAAGAAAACACGCCCUAUUCCAAAAGGCAGUGCCUUCUUUAUAUUUUCAUAUAAAAACAGGUUUCGCAUUCUCUGUCACUGGCUAUGUAACCACAGUUACUUUAGUAAUAUGAUAUUGGUAUGUAUCAUGGUGUCAUCGGCAUUGUUGGCUGUUGAAGAUCCCAUUGAUUCGGAAUCAGAAACAAACAAGGUGCUUUCAAAAUUCGAUGUUUUUUUUACCGUAAUCUUCUCUAUAGAACUGAUGCUGAAAACCAUUGCAUAUGGAUGCAUAUUACACGAGGGUGCCUUUUUACGUUCGGCCUUCAACAUGUUGGACUUAUUAGUUGUUUGUGUUUCGUUAGUUUCAAUUUACAACAGUCAAGGAGCCAUGAAUGUGGUAAAAAUUCUGAGGGUGUUGAGAGUUCUACGACCGUUGAGGGCCAUCAACCGAGCCAAGGGACUGAAGCACGUAGUCCAGUGUGUGAUUGUCGCGGUAAAGACCAUCGGCAACAUAGUGUUGGUUACUUGCCUACUUCAGUUCAUGUUCGCGGUGAUAGCAGUCCAGUUGUUCAAGGGCAGGUUCUCGCACUGUAGCGAUCGAUCCAAAAUGACUGCCGACGAGUGCAAAGGCACUUACUUUGUGUAUCAGGACGGUGAUAUCAAUAGGCUUGAGAUGAAGGAAAGAAGUUGGGAUCCUAACAGAUUUCAUUUCGAUAACGUUAUGAAAGCUAUGUUAACGUUAUUCACUGUUUCGACAUUCGAGGGAUGGCCCAAUUUACUGUAUGUUUCAAUAGACUCAAACGAGGAAAACAAUGGACCAAUACAUAAUUUCCGCCCCAUAGUUGCAGCGUAUUACAUAAUAUACAUUAUUAUUAUAGCCUUUUUCAUGGUGAACAUAUUCGUUGGUUUUGUUAUUGUUACAUUCCAAAACGAAGGAGAGCAAGAAUAUAAAAAUUGUGAAUUAGACAAAAAUCAACGUAACUGCAUAGAAUUUGCCUUGAAAGCCAAACCUAUACGAAGAUACAUUCCGAAACAUCGCAUUCAGUACAAGGUUUGGUGGUUUGUCACAUCGAAACCGUUUGAGUAUGCCAUUUUCACCCUCAUUUUAACAAAUACCAUUACGCUAGGCAUGAAAUUCUAUCACAAGCCAGAAGAAUAUCAGAUGUACGAAAAAGUUUUGGACUAUCUGAAUAUGAUAUUUACGGCGGUUUUCGCUAUGGAAUUCGUUUUCAAAUUGGCAGCCUUUCGCGUGAAGAAUUACUUCGGAGAUGCUUGGAAUGUAUUCGAUUUCAUUAUAGUAUUGGGAAGUUUUGUGGAUAUCGUCUAUCAAGACGUUAACGUAAGAAGUUCCUUCUGCAAUUUAUGUCUUUCUAAAAACGUUAAUUUCCAGCCUGGCUCAAAAUUCCAACUAUCUGGCAACUUCUUUCGACUGUUCAGAGUGAUGAGAUUGAUAAAGUUAUUGAGCAGAGGAGAGGGUAUAAGAACGUUGCUGUGGACAUUCUUGAAAUCAUUCCAAGCUCUGCCUUACGUAGCUCUACUCAUUGUUAUGCUGUUCUUCAUAUAUGCUGUCAUCGGAAUGCAGAUGUUUGGGAAAAUAGAAUACGAAAAUUUGGAGUCUUCGUCCUCUAUAAACAGAAACAACAAUUUUGCUUCGUUUUUUCAAGCGGUGCUGGUCCUUUUUCGAUCAGCUACAGGAGAAGCUUGGCAAGAGAUAAUGAUGGAUUGUGCUGACACUUCGGCUGCUGUUUGCCACAAAAAUGUGAACAAAACAGAUGGUUCAUGUGGCUCUGACGUGGCUUAUCCGUACUUCAUUUCUUUCUACGUGUUAUGUUCGUUUCUGAUCAUCAAUUUAUUCGUAGCUGUAAUAAUGGAUAAUUUCGACUAUCUCACAAGAGACUGGUCAAUUCUAGGACCACAUCACUUAGAUGAAUUCAUAAGGCUGUGGAGUGAAUAUGACCCUGAUGCCAAGGGCAGAAUAAAACAUUUAGAUGUCGUAACCCUUCUCCGAAAAAUCUCUCCUCCUCUAGGAUUCGGUAAAUUGUGUCCCCACCGUGUAGCGUGUAAGAGAUUAGUGUCCAUGAAUAUGCCUCUGAAUAGUGAUGGGACAGUGUUGUUCAACGCCACCUUGUUUGCCGUCGUUCGAACGUCCCUCAGGAUAAAAACUGAGGGCAACAUCGAUGACGCCAACGCGGAGCUGCGGGCCGUCAUCAAAAAGAUCUGGAAAAGAACGAGUCCUAAGUUAUUGGAUCAAGUCGUUCCGCCUCCCGGAGUUGAUGAUGAAGUCACCGUCGGGAAGUUUUACGCGACCUUCCUCAUCCAGGACUACUUCAGGCGGUUCAAGAAGCGAAAAGAGCAGGAACUAAAGGAAGGCGACAAGGAGAUCCAUAAUACUGUUACCCUGCAAGCUGGAUUACGCACGUUACACGAAGCUGGACCUGAGUUGAAACGUGCCAUAUCCGGUAAUUUAGAUGAACUCGUUGAUGACAAUCCAGAACCGAUGCACCGUAGGAAUCAUUCGCUCUUCGGAAGUGUUUGGUCGUCUAUGAGACGCGGUCAUACGUUUAACCGUGCAAAAUCACUGAAAUUGAAUUCAACCCAAAUAAAGAUAACGCCCGCUUCCAGUGUUGACUAUCUUCCGUAUAAUUCAAUUAAGACUGCGGUCACAGAAGGAAUGAACCACAUAACCUCAAUGACGAAACAUGUACAAAAUAGAGUCAGCGUCACAUCAUUGAACAAUCAAGAAGGGUUCAUGGAUGAAGAGAUCCCUCUAAGAUCACUUACCAAUCUUCACAAUGGGGAUGAGAAAAACAGCUAUACAGUUAUUGAUCUGCAGGGUGACAACACGGAGCUGAUGCCCCCAACUCCACCUCCGCGACGCGUGCGCCUUGGACUGGGGAACCUAGGGGCCGGUUGCAUGACUCCUACGCCAACAUCUGUGCAGCAAGCACCGAGCUUUAGUCGCAUUGCAAGCGGGCUAAAACUAGCUCAAGCGCAAGCUAUGGCAGUUGCUGGCUUUUUGCCGGGCCCACCGCUUGGCGAUUGGCCUACGUCUGGCGGAAGACUUCAUCCAUCUCUCAUUGAUUCUGCAGGAGAUAGCCGGCAUGCACCUUGUACCCUUCUAAAUCACAGGGCUUCCUUCCACGGCAGAGUUGGACCCGGUGAGCCGAACGGUCAUGUAGGUAAUGAACGACUAACCCAUUCACUGCCAGGCAGUCCAGCAGACCGCAGACCGGCAUCUUUUGAAGUGGUUGGGUCUGCCGAAAGCUUAGUUGGUCGAAUAUUGGCUGAACAAGGCUUGGGCAAAUACUGUGAUCCAGAUUUCGUGCGCUACACCUCGAAGGAGAUGCAGGAGGCGUUGGACAUGACCCAGGAAGAAAUGGACCGUGCGGCACACCAGAUUCUUCAACAGGAGAAACUCGUACAUCCCGCGAGUUUUAGUGAUCCCCUUCAGCAGCCUCAAUCAUAGCAAGACCUGAAAGUUUCUUGAAUACCUCCCGCCACACUACCAAGUGCCUAAAAUUGAUUUCUUCUGGUCCAAAGAAGACUUAUAAAUAAUAAGGUGUAGUUUUUUAACCCGGGUUUUACUGAAAGGGAUUGUUUCUCCAGUUAAAAUUACAUGUACAGGGUGUGAGAGUAAGAGUACGAACUGUCUUUACGAUUUUCUAAUAUCAAAUGUGUCAAAAUAAUAAUAACAAUAAAUCCUAAUUUUCAUUUA